Messenger RNA from Sphaeroforma arctica JP610, 730 nucleotides. RefSeq lists its product as hypothetical. Gene Ontology annotation, cellular component: nucleus. NCBI's taxonomy places the organism in Eukaryota, Ichthyosporea, Ichthyophonida. The record is from RefSeq and is a predicted model, not a curated record. Gene Ontology annotation, biological process: regulation of transcription by RNA polymerase II. Gene Ontology annotation, molecular function: RNA polymerase II cis-regulatory region sequence-specific DNA binding; DNA-binding transcription factor activity, RNA polymerase II-specific. The transcript has a single exon. The annotation marks the transcript as partial.
AUGUAGCGAUGCAGCAAUCGAGGAUGACACUUCAGCUGUGCAGAAGAAAAACACCAUUCACGACGCAACGUAUGCAUGCCUUUGGCUUGGUUGCAAUCGUACGUUUCCAUCGCUGAGCGCGUUGAGCUUACAUCUAUGCUCGCAUUCUGGGGAGAAGCUUUUUAUAUGUGAACACCCUGGAUGCUACUUGCAGUUUACUAAGAAAUCCUGGCUCAGGGAACACGCGCUCUCCCACGCCGAUGAACGAAUCUUUAUCUGUGACUACCCUGACUGUACUAGAGCUUUCAAUCGACGUUCGGCUCUUGUUAUUCACAAACGCACUCACACGGGCGAACGUGCUUACAAGUGCGACUAUGCGGACUGCGGUGUAGCCUUCGCCGAUCCGACUGCGUUGAUUAAGCACAAACGCAUACACACAGGGGAAAAGCCCUACAAUUGCACCUAUGCAGGCUGCGGUAAAUCCUUCAUACAAUCGAGUGAUCUCAAAGUACACAAGCGUGUCCACAUGACCGAGAAGCCGUAUAAGUGCAUGUUUCCCAGUUGCACUGCAAAGUUCAAAAAUUCGAAGGAUUUGACGAUUCAUAAUCGAAUUCAUACGGGAGAGAAACCAUACAAGUGUGCGUACCAGGGGUGUGAGAAGAGUUUUGUCAGUUCAACCAACAGGGGCAAGCAUAUGAAGGUGCAUGCGAAUCCGAAGAGGGGAGUAUAUAAGUCUACGAAAGCUUCUUGA